Malania oleifera is the source of this 687-nucleotide messenger RNA. RefSeq lists its product as uncharacterized. The coding region runs from base 1 to 687 and encodes 228 amino acids. The record is from RefSeq and is a predicted model, not a curated record. The transcript has a single exon. Gene Ontology annotation, molecular function: nucleic acid binding; RNA-DNA hybrid ribonuclease activity. NCBI's taxonomy places the organism in Eukaryota, Viridiplantae, Streptophyta, Magnoliopsida, Santalales, Ximeniaceae.
AUGCUGUUGACCGAAUAUGACAUUACCUAUGUCACCAGGAAAGCCAUCAAGGGAAGCGCCAUUGCGGAAUAUUUGGUAAACAGAGCUGUGAAGGACUACCAGCCUAUGGAGUUCAAUUUCCCAGACAAGGGCAUUAACUCAAUAAUCCAAGAAGAAGAAGAUCCCAAAAAAUGGACGAUGUUAUUUGACAGGGCAGUCAAUGUGUGGGGAUACAGAAUAGGAGUCGUACUCAUAUCACUGGAAGGGAAACAUUAUCCAGUCAUGGCCAAGCUCAUUUUUCCUUGCACCAAUAACAUAGAUGAAUAUGAAGCAUGUAUAUUGGGAUUACAAGUUGCCAUGGAUCAGGGUAUCAAAGAGUUAAUGGUGAAAGGAGACUCAGCCUUGGUCAUUCAUCAGUUGAGCGGGGAAUGGGAAACCCUGGAUGCCAAACUGGUACCGUAUCAAGAUUAUAUUAAUGAGAUGAUCAAAGGAUUUGAUAGCAUCAUUUUCUCCCACAUGCCGAGGGAAAGGAAUUUGAUUCCUGAUGCGUUGGCUACUCUGGCAACUUUGUUUAAAGUAGGAAAAGGGAUGAGGGUUAAGCCUAUUCGAAUCAGAAUACAGUCAGAGCCUGUUUACUAUGCAGUGAUAGAAGAAACCGAUGGGAAGCCUUGGUUCCACGAUAUCAACACAUACAUCCAAAAAAAUUAG